Messenger RNA from Anolis sagrei ordinatus, 1027 nucleotides. The record is from RefSeq and is a predicted model, not a curated record. Lineage: Eukaryota; Metazoa; Chordata; Lepidosauria; Squamata; Anolidae.
CGUGUCUGCUGCGGAGGUCUCGCGCGUGAGGCUCGAGCCUGAGGGAGAGAAGGGGCGGGGGGCGUUGCGAGGAGACGGCGGGACAAUGGCGGCCGCGCUCCUGGGCCGCGUGCUCGCGACUGCAGCCGGGUCGCGUUGUUUCCUCAGAUGCAGUCCUACUUGCUCAGUGGAAAAAUGGUUUUCAAAAUAUAUCAGUUCCGAUAACCGUCCAAAGCAGCCAAUGUCAGCAUUCAUUCGUUUUUAUAAAGACCAGCAUCCCGUUUAUAGGAAACAAAAUCCAGAUGUAAGCAUUUUGGAAAUAACAAAAAAGAUAGCACAGGUUUGGAGAGAACUACCAGCAUCUGAUAAGCAACCUUAUGAAGCUGCUGCCAAAACUGACAGGCUCGUCUAUAACGAGCAAAUUGCCAAAUAUAAAGCUUCACUAACUCCUGCGGAGGAAGCAGCUUUGAAGGAAGAAAAAAGGAGGAGAUUUAAAAAAAGAAAAGCAACAAGAAAAAGGAGGGCUGAGAAGGAAGCUAAAGAAGCAGAAAAAUCCAGAGAAGAGCUAGGUCUUGGUGAAGGAGAUGACGACUUGACAGCACUUAUUCAGAGCAGACACGAAAAUCGAAAAAAGGAAAUGGACGACUUCUUGGCUCAGAUGGAAGCGAAGUAUGGAGGCAAAUCCAAAAAAGGAGGCAAAAAAGCAGCACCCAAGAAAGGAACGAAGUGACUUGUGUAAACAGAAUUCCUAUUUGAGAAGAAAAACACAGUUAUUUGCAGAUGUACUGUUGGGUAAUAUAUAUCCCGGAACAUGUGGAGAUAUAAAAUCAAAAUAGUUAUUAAGUUCCUCCAAUUGCAGUGAGAGUCUUUUACUAGGAUUGCUGCUGAAGAAAAAAAACUUCCAAUUCAAAAAGAAACCCGAAAGCAUAAAAAGUCUUCACUGUUUACAUUCUAUAAAGCAAUAUUGUUUAUGUCAAGAGUGUGUUUAAUCACUUAAUGGGUUUUUAGAGAUUUUUUUUGUCAAAUUAAUAAACAUGUUUCUAAAGCA